Molecule: messenger RNA, 2856 nt
Organism: Plasmodium gonderi
Lineage: Eukaryota; Apicomplexa; Aconoidasida; Haemosporida; Plasmodiidae
Product: DNA replication licensing factor MCM6
Exons: 1
Coding region: 1-2856 (951 amino acids)
Biological process (GO): mitotic DNA replication; DNA replication initiation; double-strand break repair via break-induced replication
Cellular component (GO): nucleus; MCM complex
Molecular function (GO): single-stranded 3'-5' DNA helicase activity; single-stranded DNA binding; ATP binding
Source: RefSeq, a predicted model, not a curated record
AUGUCAGAUAUAUUUAACGAGAGCGAAUUGUCUGGCCUUGAUGCACAUAGCGUGUUUGCACAUAAUGAGACCUCCAGUUAUCAAAAGAAAAAAAGAAAAUUCGAUGAAAAUUCCAAUAUAGGAAGAAACGAUGUAAUGGAUGAAGAGGAGGGAGAAAAUGAAGAAGGAGAAGGAGGAGGAGAAGAAGAAGAAGAAGAAGAGGAUGAAGAUGAAGAAGAUGAUGAACCAUCAUAUGUUCAAGAUGAGAAUAUGGCAAAAGUAUUUGAGAAGUUUUUAAAAACUUUUUCAGAAAAAAAAAAUGAUGAAGAAUAUGAUGAUGAAGAUGGAGAUAAUGAUAGUGUAUGGAAAGACAAUAUAAAUUUCGAUUUUCCAAGUUCAUUAGAAAUAGCUAAAGAUGCCCAUUAUGUAUUAUUACUUUUUUCAAUUCUUCAAAAUUCAUACUCAAGAAAUAAAGUCUUGGUAGUAGAUAUGAAACAUGUACUAAUGUGGGAACCAACGGAUAAGAAUCGUUUUGACAUAGGUAGUCAAUUAUAUAUGUAUAUAAAAAGACAUUUCCUCAGAAUAUUAGACAUAUUUGAACAGAAAGUACAAGCCUUAGCAGAAAGUAUUAAUCCUAUAAAAACAAAAGAAGUAGGGAAAUUAUGCCUUAGAUUUUAUAAUAAAAAAAAUCCUAUUCAUUCAUUGAGAAGUUUAAGAUGUGAAAUGCUUGGUGAAAUGAUAAGUGUACGGGGACAAGUAACCAGAACAUCUGAUGUUAGACCAGAGUUAACAUUAGCUGCUUUUAAAUGUAACGAAUGUGGAAAUAUUAUAAAUGGAGUUAAACAACAAUUUAGAUAUACACAACCAAGUAAAUGCCCAUCUGCAAGUUGUAGUAAUAUGUAUGAUUGGGCAUUAGUACUAGAACAGUCUUAUUUUGUGGAUUGGCAAAAAAUUAGAUUACAAGAAAUAGCACAAGAGAGUCCUCCUGGAUCCAUGCCUAGAAAUAUGGAUGUUAUUUUAAGAAAUGAUAUUGUGGAUUCUGUACAUGCAGGAGAUAGAAUUAUAGUAACUGGUUGUUUAAUUGUUGUUCCAGAUAUUCCUACUUUAAUGAAACCUGGUGAUAUUCCAAGAAGUGUAGCUAGACAAAUUUUAAAAAAAAAUGAAAAUUCCUUAGUUUCUCAAGGGCUAACAGGUAUUAAAGGGGUUGGUGUACAAGAUUUGAAUCAUAAGUUAUGUAUAUAUGCAUGUCAAAUUGAGAAAUUAAAUAAUUCAAAGAAAGAUAACUCUUUCGAUGAACAAACACAAGUAGAUAUCAAUUGUGAAGAAAUAUUAAAUUGUGAUGAUUUGAAAUGGUUGAGAGAUAUUGCAAUGCAUCCUAACACUGUUGAUAUAUUAGCUGAAUGUAUAGCACCAAAAAUUUGGGGAAAUAUUGAAAUAAAAAAAGGUGCAUUAUUAAUGAUGACAGGAGGUGUUCAGAAAAUUACGUCUAAUUGUAAACUGAGAGGAGAUAUUAACAUGUGUAUAGUAGGAGAUCCAGGAACAGCAAAAAGUGAAAUAUUAAAAUAUGUAGAAAGUUUUGCACCAAGAGCUAUAUUCACAUCUGGAAAAGGGUCCACAGCUGCAGGAUUAACCGCAGCUGUGCAUAGGGAUCCAGAUCAAGGAGAUACUGUACUAGAAGCAGGUGCAUUAAUGUAUGCAGAUCAAGGUAUUUGUUGUAUUGAUGAAUUUGAUAAAAUGGAUGAAAAAGACAGAGUAGCAAUACAUGAAGCCAUGGAACAACAAACCAUUUCCAUAACAAAAGCUGGUAUUCAAGCAACACUGAAUGCAAGGGCAUCCGUCUUAGCUGCAUGUAAUCCAAAAUAUGGAAGAUAUGAUACAUUAAAAACAUUUGCACAGAAUGUGAAUAUCCCUGCACCAUUACUUUCUCGUUUUGAUCUAUUUUAUACCAUGUUGGAUAGCAUAGAUUUAGAUAAAGACACGAAUAUAGCUAACCAUUUAGUUUCUAUGCACUGUGGAGAAGAAGCAGAAAAACAUAUGAAAGCUAAUGCAGGAAAGUUAGAUACUGUGAAAUUGGAAAUUUAUUUAGAAUUAAGUAAAAGAGUAAAACCACUAUUAACAGAUGAGGCAAAAUAUAAAUUAAUACAUUAUUAUGUAUCUUUUAGAAAUAUUGAAUAUUCUCCAGGUGCACAGAGAUCAAUGAGAAUGACAGUUAGACAGUUAGAAUCUCUCAUUCGAUUAAGUGAAGCAGUAGCUAAAUUAAAAUUUUCUCAUUUUGUAGAUGUAAAACAUGUCGAAAUAGCUUGUUCAAUAUUUAAAGCUUCGAUGAAAAAAAUAUCCAAUGAGAAGGAAAUAAAUUUGGAUGAAGAAUUUGAUAAAGUUAGUAAUUCUAUCUUAAAUAAUAAAACAAGUAAAAUUAUUCAAUCAGAAAUGAACGAAAAUAAUCCUGCAGAAAAUAAAAAAAUUACUACUAUUAAGGCAAGUGAAUAUCAAUAUAUAUCUGCUGUCAUUUUUGAAAUUAUAAAAGAAUAUGAAUUUAACAAUAAUAAUGAAAGUAUUACACAGGAUCAGCUUAUUGAGACCUAUCUCCAAGUGUAUGCAAAAGCUGAAUCCACUGAACACGUGGAUCAAUGGAUUUACAAAUUGAAAAAAAUUAUUCAAAGAUUGAUAAACCAGGACAUGAAGCUAUUAUCCGAAGUCAAUGAACAAGAUACUGAAAAUGUUGUUCUUCGAAUUCAUCCCAAUUACGCAGGUCCUAUAGUAGAGGGAGUUGUCUCGAAUAAAAAUACAUAUGGCUAUAACACGUUUAAGAAUUAUCAAACUGAGGAUAAAAUUCCAGAGGACGACGUGGAUUUCCAAGAGGACAUUGACAAUUUCUGA